UCUUUGACGUCAGUUCCGGGCGGAAGGGACUGGUGGUUAGCAGGUGGAAGCAGCAAUGGAGGCACAGGGAGAGUCUGCGAGUUAGACAGGCGGGGAGCUUCUGGGGCGGUUUAUCUUGCAGCUCCGUCAUUUUUAUUUUUAAAUUCAGAUAUGUUGCUGUUCUUGUAGUUUUAAACUGCUCCCAAUAUGUUUGGGUUAAAGACAACCUCUUUCACCACCCUGAUUGUGGGGGUAUUUGUUGCCUAUGUCUUACACACUUGCUGGGUGAUGUAUGGGAUAGUUUACACCAAGCCCUGCACUAACCCCAAGAACAAGAACUGCAUCAAGCCUUACCUAGCUCUUAACCCUAAAAUUCAGCUGAGUGUCUAUACUUCAACAAAAAGCAGUGUUACUGAUGGAGCCAAUUUAAACCUCAUGUUGAAGAUAGAACACUUUGAUGUGAACUCUAAGUUUGAGAGGGUCGUCAAUGUUUCAUUACCAAAGAAAACCCGUAACAAUGGGACACUGUACACUCACUUAUUUCUCCACCAUGUUGGCAUACCACCUUGGCAUGACAGUAAUCACGUGUAUGGCAUUGGACACCUUACAACAUACAUGAUUCCUAAACCCGAGGAAAUCAACCUAAUUACAGGAGAGACCGAGGCCCAAGAAACAGCAGAUAGCAUUGAAACUAAAGUUGCAGAUCAGCCUGUUGCACACUGGCGUUCCAAACUCACCAUCAAUAUCAUGGCUGACAACUUCACCUUUGAUGGAUCUGCACUUCCUGCUGAUGUACACAGAUAUUUGAAAUUGGUGCAGCAUGGAAAGACUGUGCAGUAUCUUCCUAUACUGUUUGUUGAUGAGCUAAGCAACCGAGUGAGGGAUUUGAGGGUUAUAAAUGCUACAGCAAUUACGUUACCUCUUACCAUCUCUUAUGAUGCUAUAUCACUUGGGAAGCUAAGGUUUUGGACCCACAUGCAAGAGGCUGUCUAUUCAUUACAACGCUUUGGUUUCACUGAAAAAGAUGUCGAUGAAGUAAAAGGGAUCUUUGUAGACACCAACCUCUACUUCUUAGCUUUAACAUUCUUUGUCGCAGCAUUCCAUCUCCUGUUUGAUUUCUUAGCUUUUAAGAAUGACAUUACAUUUUGGAGGCGGAAGAAAAGCAUGGUUGGCAUGUCCACAAAAGCAGUGCUUUGGCGAUGCUUUAGUACUAUUGUGGUAUUUCUUUUCCUUUUGGAUGAGCAGACCAGUUUAUUAGUCCUUAUUCCAGCUGGCAUUGGUGCAAUUAUAGAGGUCUGGAAAGUUAAGAAAGCCUUUAAGUUGACAGUUAAAUGGCAUGGUUUGCGACCAAUAUUUCAGUUUGGAACAUUUGAUGAAUCUGAAAAAAAGACUGAAGAAUACGACACUCAGGCAAUGAAAUACUUGUCCUACGUACUUUAUCCACUUUGUUUUGGUGGAGCAGUGUAUUCCUUAUUAAAUAUAAAGUACAAAAGUUGGUACUCAUGGCUGAUAAAUAGUUUAGUUAACGGUGUUUAUGCGUUUGGAUUCCUGUUUAUGCUGCCUCAACUGUUCGUUAAUUAUAAGCUGAAAUCUGUGGCACAUUUACCAUGGAAGGCUUUUAUGUAUAAAGCGUUUAACACCUUUAUUGAUGAUGUCUUUGCUUUCAUCAUCACCAUGCCAACAUCACACAGACUAGCUUGCUUCAGAGAUGAUGUAGUGUUUCUUGUGUACCUCUACCAGAGAUGGCUUUACCCAGUGGAUAAAACCAGAAUUAAUGAGUUUGGUGAAUCAUAUGAUGAGAAAGAGACUGUGAAAAAACAGCAUAAAGAGUGAUUUUAGACUGGGCUUUCUCUGCAAGCAGCUGCUAGCCAUAUUUCAAAUCUCUGCUACCUGCAGCACAGCCACUUCAUUAUUGAUCUUUUCCAGCUUGUGACUGCAGCAUAAAUUAUUUCCAGCAGUGCCAACCUUUCUGGAUUUUCAACUCUGGGUCAUAACUCAUGAGAGUUAAACAGUAUUACUCUUAAAAAGAAGAUAGAGUGUGUAAACUAUAAUGUUGCUGUUUGAUAGCACGGUUCAAAUUUGUAACUUAAUGUAAUUUGUUUCAUGGGUCCAAGCCGUUGUGGUGUUAACUGAUCAGAACGGUAGAUAAAGUUGGUCAAGGAUAACUUGCAACUUCACUAAUGACCGGAGUAUUUAAGCAUUUUCUCGCACUACCCUUACAGGCUUGCCUUUAUUUUACUGGUUUGCAUUUUUUUUGAGAGGGGACAUUACAACAUUUACAAUCUGACUUAACUUAUGGCGGCUUGAUGUCAUUGUUUCUGUGUGACUAUGGUUAUUACUGGAGCUGUAGUUCUGCAUUCCAUUUAUUGUAUUAGCAAACCAUGAUUCGGCCAAACAAAUGAUUGAAACAUUUGAAACUAAUCCAAGUUAGUGCAGAGUGGACUUUAAAAUUUUCAAUUCAGAUAUUAAACUUGACCACGUCAUUGAUUUGUAGAGGGUACAAUAAAUAUUUUUCAAGUUAAAUGUUUAAAAGGACAAUAAUUUGCUUUAAUUUGUUGACUGGAUUCUCAAAUAUUGAAAUCAAACCUAUACAACACUUUUAAUUUAUUCAGCAGUAUCACUUUAAUUCAAUUUUAAAAAUCAAUAGGGAAAAUAACAGGGAAAAAUGAUUUCAUACUAAUCUGUGGUAACAUUUAACAAUUGGCUCUUUAGAACUUCUGAUUUAAUUCUGACCAAUGGUUGGACAUUUCAGGCCAAUGAAAGUAAACAUUGGCUCUAAGUUGAAAAUGGCUCUAGUUUCUGUUGAUUUAAUUUUUGACAUUGCUGACCAAUCUUCUCGGUAGUGCUCUUUCUAAGUUGUUCUGACUAUUGGUAAAACUUGCUUUGAUUUGCUGAACAGAUGUAAUGAUCUCUCAAUUGAAUAUGCAUUCCUUUUUUGUGAUUUGGUUAUAAAGUUAUUUUUUAAUAAUACUCACCAAAAGUGUUUUCUGCAGUUUUUAUGUAUCUGUGGUGAAGGUGAAUGCAACUUUUUCCAAAUUUAAAACUUGUAGGUACUAAAUAUCAAAAUAUUUGCAGUGAUGGCCAAUCUUUUCUAAGGAGUAAAUCCCAGAGCUUAAGUAUGAAUAUAAGAAACUUAAGAGCUGAAUAUGUUAAUAUCUUUUAACUUAUUUUUAGUGAUAGCACAUAGACUGUUAGACUCUAGAUGUUCUUUCUUAAUUCAUAAAAUUGCACCAAACUGGUGUCACUACUAGACCAGCUGUAGUGACCGAUAUAAUCUGCUCACUCAGGGCUGUAAAGUUUGGCUACGGCUAUGUGUUUUCUUAGUCCAGUUGGUAAUAGAAUUAAAAUAGGGUAAUCCUAGUACCAACUAAACUGUCACUCUUUUAACAGAGGUUGUCUUCAAAUGGGUAAAGGCAGUAUGAUGCAGAGUGAUUUACAUAGAAAGAGGUAAAUCCAGGAAGUGGUUGAAAUGAUGAAUGUGUGAGAAUUCUGAAUCAGUCCAAAACCAGAAAUGUUGAUCUGAUGAAAAAUUGCUGGCACUAGGGAACUGUAGAAGAUGAAUACAAAAAUUGCACUCGAGCGAGACCUGUGUGAUAAAUAAAUUGCUGAUGUUAUCUGA
Carcharodon carcharias (great white shark) is the source of this 3598-nucleotide messenger RNA. It is a transcript of the gene clptm1l, whose product is annotated as CLPTM1 like. The transcript has 17 exons. Lineage: Eukaryota; Metazoa; Chordata; Chondrichthyes; Lamniformes; Lamnidae. The coding region runs from base 187 to 1812 and encodes 541 amino acids. Gene Ontology annotation, cellular component: endomembrane system; membrane. The record is from RefSeq and is a predicted model, not a curated record.